CCCUGCCAAUAACCACUGCUACAUUAAAGCAGGUUAGGAUUUUGUGGCUCGGCAGUGGAUAAGUCUGGUCGUUAUGUUUCUCUGCUCCUCUCUUCCCCCCAAAUGAAACCGUAAUCACAGAGAGAGAGAGAGAGAGAGAGAGAGAGAUGGCGUCAAGUACAGUAAUCUGCCCUUCAACAACGCCUUCAUCAUCAACCUCUCACUCAAGGAACUACUACUACUCUGCGUGUAUCCUCAGACGCCAUGGGAGGACCUUAUCUUUUUCUUCUUCUUCUAGAAUAAGCACAAACAGGGCAUCAAGAACGACAAUGCCCGGAAGCAAGAGCUAUAGAAGUGGAUUUACCAAAUGCUUUUCGGCUUCUUCUUCUUCUCCUCCUCCUUCCCUUAGUCUUCGACUGCGACAGCGUGCUCGUUGAUACCGAGAAGGACGGCCAUCGGAUUUCAUUCAACGACACUUUUGCUGAGAAGGAAUUGGGUGUUACCUGGGAUGUGGAUUUGUACGGGGAGUUGCUGAAAAUCGGGGGAGGAAAAGAAAGGUAAUGCCGCCUCCUGAAAAAAACUGCCAACCUACUGUGAGUAUUGCAGAUAAACAUAAAAUUCAAUGAAAUAAUGUAGAGACGCCUUGAGCAUCUUUUAUUUGAAUCAUACCUCGGUGUCUUUCUUCAUAGGAUGACAGACAGCCUACUUUAACAAGACUGGUUGGCCAGAGAAAGCUCCGAAGGGCGAAGAGGAAAGAAAGCAAUUUAUCGCUUCCCUUCACAAGCGAAAGACGGAGUUGUAGUUCAUGGCCCUUAUUGAGAAAAAGCUGUUGCCUCUCCGACCAGGUGUUGCCAAGUCAGUUGCUAUCGAUCUUUUCUUCGAUCGGUUACAUUUGAAGUGUGAUGCCCAGCUACAAUUGUUGAUCGACCAGGCUUUGGCAAAAGGAGUUAAAGUUGCUGUGUGCAGCACCUCCAAUGAGAAGGCAGUCUCUGCAAUAGUUUCGUGCUUACUUGGGCCUGACCGAGCAGAAAAGAUCACGAUAUUUGCAGGAGACGUGGUUCCUCGCAAAAAGCCUGAUCCGGCAAUUUAUGUACUGGCAGCUACCACCCUGGGUGUUGAACCCUCAAGUUGUGUAGUGGUAGAAGACAGUGCCAUUGGUCUUGCAGCAGCCAAAGCUGCUGGAAUGAAGUGUAUUGUCACAAAGAGUGGGUACACCGCUGAGGAGGAUUUCGUAAAUGCAGAUGCAGUUUUUGAUUGUAUCGGAGAUCCUCCCGAGGAACGGUUUGACCUGGCAUUUUGUGGAAGCCUUCUUGAGAAGCAGUACAUUAGCUAGCCAUCAUUUGGAAGGACAUCCUCCCAGAAGCAUAUUCGAUGUGGUUUUCAAUUGUUUUCCCUCCUAAUAUGCAUGUUAAAAGCAUUUCAAAUGCUUCUUGGAAUACCAUAUAAUCUGUUUCCGAUGGAUACAAAAUUUGCUGACAUUUUUUUCUGUCUUAGCCCUAGAGAUGCCAUGGAUUGUGGCUUCUCAGUUGUGGUUAGAGGCCUCUUGGAACCCCAUCAAUGUAGAUAAUUUUUACAUGUUGUCCAUACGGAUACGCAGUUAGAUGCAUAUGCAUCUUGGUACUGUUGAAUAUAACUCUCUCCACUCUCAAUUUUCAGCAA
Molecule: messenger RNA, 1638 nt
Organism: Rhododendron vialii
Lineage: Eukaryota; Viridiplantae; Streptophyta; Magnoliopsida; Ericales; Ericaceae
Product: CBBY-like protein
Exons: 7
Coding region: 785-1312 (175 amino acids)
Molecular function (GO): hydrolase activity
Source: RefSeq, a predicted model, not a curated record